Messenger RNA from Lolium rigidum, 1020 nucleotides. RefSeq names its product transcription factor MYBS1-like. The record is from RefSeq and is a predicted model, not a curated record. Lineage: Eukaryota; Viridiplantae; Streptophyta; Magnoliopsida; Poales; Poaceae. The transcript has 3 exons. Gene Ontology annotation, molecular function: DNA binding. Bases 1 to 651 code for a protein of 216 amino acids.
AUGGCGGCGGCGGUCGUUCUGGUGCAGGAGGCGGAGGGAGGGGAUGGAAGAGGAACAGCGGCGGCGGCGGCGGCGGCGCUCGAUCUGGAUUUCCGCGCGCGUGUCGCCGCCAUCGACGCAGGACGCGUCCCGCUCCCGCGCUACGCCGGGGAGGAAUCCGAGGAUGACGGUAGCGGGCACCGGCGCGACGAUCGGAAGAGCUACGAGUCGGGGAAGGAGAGGCGCAAGGGCAUCCCAUGGACAGAGGAAGAGCACAGAUUGUUUUUGCUGGGGCUGGACAAGUUUGGCAAGGGUGACUGGCGCAGCAUCUCGCGCAACUUCGUCAUCUCCCGGACGCCCACGCAGGUGGCGAGCCACGCGCAGAAGUACUUCAUCCGCCUCAACUCCAUGAACCGGGACAGGCGCCGCUCCAGCAUCCACGACAUCACCAGCAUCAACGCCGGUGACGGCGUCCCGCAGCAAGGCCAGGCCACGAAGCACCCCGCUGCCGGGAUGGGCAUGUACGGCGGGGCGCCCAUGGGCCACCCCGUCGCUGGUCACCACAUGGUCCCCGCCGCCGCCGUGGGAACGCCGGUGAUGUUCCCGCCGGGGCACUCGCCCUACGUCAUGCCUGUCGGCUACCCGGCUCCCCAGGCGAAGAUGCAUCAGUAACCAUGCCAAUGCCACACUUACUCCACUUGCUUGGUGUUGCUUCUGCUCCCCAGCCCAACAUGCAUCGCCAAAUGCCACACUUACACGAAGCAGAUCAAGCGCCUGAAAUGAACGAUGUAUAGAAGCAUUUCUCCCUUGUUAUUUCUCGAAUCUCCUUGAUUUGUUUUGUUUAGCCGUCCAUCCGUCCCUGAUCCUCUGUGUAACAGAGAUGACUCUGAGUGGAGGGACGAAGGUCCGCGAGUAAGUAAGUAAGUAAGCAUUUGCUGACUGUUGCAAGCGCCUGAAUGAUCACAGACCAGGGUAAAGGUUCAGGAAGGCGAAUGUAAUUAGCAGCAGCCUCCCCCGGUGUAUCGAUCCUUUGACCCUUGC